Actinia tenebrosa (Australian red waratah sea anemone) is the source of this 896-nucleotide messenger RNA. RefSeq lists its product as uncharacterized. Lineage: Eukaryota; Metazoa; Cnidaria; Anthozoa; Actiniaria; Actiniidae. Gene Ontology annotation, molecular function: thiopurine S-methyltransferase activity. The record is from RefSeq and is a predicted model, not a curated record.
UGUAACAGUCACUGAUUCCAUGAGAGAGAAACAUGGCAGAUCGUUGCGACAUAAUAAAUGUCGAAUAUUGGUCUAAACGAUGGGCUAGUAAUGACGCUUCUUGGCACAAGAGCUUCAUUCAACCAUGUCUGGAGCAACAUUAUCAGAAGCUGCUACCAAAAAAUGACGGCGAACAAACCAAGGCUCGUAUCUUUGUACCUCUGUGUGGAAAGAGUUUAGACAUGUUGUGGCUUGCUGAGAAAGGUUGCCAAGUUGUUGGCCUUGAAGGCGUCGAAGAGGCAAUUCUGGAAUUCUUCAAGGAAAAUAAUGUAGCCUACGAUGUGAAAACCUUAGAUCCCGAUGGCAUCAAGUGUUAUUCAUCGCUUGACAAGAGCAAGGAUAUCUCAAUCUAUCGGAUGGAUGUGUUUAAAGUGACUCCCAUCAUCUUAGGAGGAACUCUUGACGCUAUUUGGGACAGGGGCUCAUUAUCAGCUAUUGGAUUGUACGUAGAAAACCGUGGCAGCCGAUAUGCUGACAUUUUGUCGUCUCUACUCCGUCCAAGUGGGUGUAUAAUGAUUGAAAACCAUGUCUGGUUCAACGACCCAGGGCCAAAUGGUGGACCUCCAAGUCAUGUUCCAGCUUCUGUCUUGAAGGAUUUGUUUGGAAAGAAUUUCGAUAUUACCCCACUGGAGGUCGAUCAAAGUAUUAUUCCUAAGAAUGAUCGAUACAAUAGAGUGUAUAAUCUAAUGAGGUUGAAAACAAAUCAUUGAGUCAAAACUUCUUUUUGAAUUUGGUUGCAAAUUUCUUGAAGGGCGCUUUGGGUUCCCUGUGGUUAAAGGUAGCCCAAAAACCCCAAAAAUGUAAUCAAAACGGAUCUCAUCAAAACGAAAGAAAUAAAAACAAGUCUUUUACAAUAA